ACCCACCUUUGUGACAUUCUCUCUGUUGCUAAGCAACAGACAGGAAUGGGGCUCCAUUUACCCCAGGAUCCCUAGGAGAAGCUUUGGAUUGAGGAGCUCCAACAAGGAAGCUGUGGAGCUGCAAAGGGAAGGAGGGACGAAAGUAGAUCUCCGAGAUGCUGCGGCUUGUUGUGCAGUCGGCCAAGAUUGACCCGCCACUGGCCCCCCUACCCAGGCCCUGCGUGUCCGUCGACUUCAGAGAUGUCAAGAAAAGAACUAGCGUGGUGGAAGGGAAUGAACCCGUGUGGAAUGAGACCCUAAUCUGGCACCUCUGGAACCGCCCCCUGGAAAAUGACUCCUUCCUGCAAGUCAUGCUUCAGGACAUGGGCUCACAAAAGAAAGAAAGGUUCAUUGGCCUAGCCACAGUACUGCUCAAGCCAUUGUUGAAACAACCAAGUGAGGUCCCUUUUGUGAAGGACUUGACCCUGCUCAACCAUUCUAUGAAGCCCACAGAUUGUACCGUCACCCUACAGGUGGCCUACAUAAGCAACCAGGAUAUUGAGAAAACAGGAGCUGAAGACCUCCUGGGCAUAACAGCAAGAGAGACGGCCAGGCAGAAACUGAUGGUCCCUGGCUCCACCGUGCACCGGGCUCUGUCCUCAAAGCCUCAGCACUUUCAGGUUCGAGUAAAGGUGUUUGAAGCCCGACAGCUCAUGGGCAACAACAUCAAACCAGUGGUGAGGGUGUCCAUUGGAGGCCAGAAGCACCAGACACGUAUCAAGAUGGGAAACAACCCUUUCUUUAACGAGAUCUUCUUCCAGAAUUUUCACGAGGUUCCUGCAAAGUUCUUUGAUGAGACCAUCUUACUCCAGGUGGUAAACUCCUCAGCAAUGAGAUACAAAGCAGAGAUCGGGAGAUUUCAAACGGAUGUUGGGUUUAUCUACCAUUCUCCAGGUCACACACUCCUAAGGAAAUGGCUAGGCCUCUGCCAGCCAAACAACCCCAGCAGUGGUGUGAGAGGCUACUUGAAAGUCACCAUCUGUGCCCUCGGUGUGGGAGAUCAGGCCCUGGUAGAUCAAAAGUUGCUCUAUGGGGCUGAUGACACCGAUAUUCAGAUCUUCAAGUCAGCGGCAGUCCCGAUCAACAUGGCUUACUUACAGUUCUUCAUCUACUGUGCAGAGGACCUUCACCUCAAGAAACACCAGUCAAUGAAUCCUCAGUUGGAGGUGGAACUAAUUGGGAAAAAGCUCAGGACACACAUGCAGACCCAAACCGACAACCCGAUAUGGAACCAGAUCCUGACCUUCCAGAUUCAGCUACCCUGCCUCUCCAGCUACAUCAAGUUCAGAAUCUUGGACUGCCACAGGAAGGACUGCUCGGAUGAGAUUGGGACUGCCAGCCUGUUCCUCAACCAGAUCUCGUCCACCGGAGAAGAGAUUGAAGGAGUGUACUCUGGCUUCCUGCCCUGCUUUGGCCCCAGCUUCCUGACUCUGCACGGGGGUAAAAAGGCCCCUUUCAGGAUCCAGGAAGAAGGCGCUUGUAUUCCUGACUCUGUUAGGGAUGGUUUAGCUUAUCGAGGCCGAGUCUUCCUGGAGUUAAUCACCGAAAUCAAGUUCCAUCAAGACUCCACGAUAAAGGAUCUCUCCCAUGAAGUGACCAGGAUAGAGAAACACCAGAACCGCCAGAAGUAUGGGCUGUGUGUCAUCUUCCUCUCCUGUACCAUGAUGCCCAGCUUUAAAGACCUGAUCCAAUUCGAGGUCAGCAUCGGUCACUAUGGGAACAAGAUGGACCUGAAUUACAAGCCUCUAGUAUCAAGCACACAAUACAGCCCAGUGAUACAUGAUGGGAACAUCUACCAUUAUGUGCCCUGGUAUGACACCAAGCCUGUCGUGGCUGUGACCUCCAACUGGGAGGACAUCAGCUUCCGAAUGAACUGCCUUAACCUCCUCCACUUCACUCGGGACCGCCUGAAAGUCAACCUGGACACCCUGAAAUCCAUUCGGAAUCCGAAGGACCCAGCUCUGCUCCACCAGUGGGAGAAACUGCUGAGGGAGCUGGCGGAGGACUGCAAGCACCCUCUGCCCUGCAUGACCGAUCAGCCCAAAGCCACCAGUCUGGACAGGAAGAGGUGGCAGCUCCGCAGCCUUCUACUGCAGGAACUGGCCCAAAAGGCCAAGCAAGCCAAGCCCAGGGACAUGGUGGCCACGGUGGAGGACUGGCUGUACCGCCUCAACGCUGUGCUCCCCGAGCCCCAGAUGGGCCUCCCUGACGUGAUGAUCUGGCUGGUGGCCAAGGAGCAGCGAGUGGCCUAUGCACAGGUGCCCGCCCACUCUGUGCUCUUCUCCCCAGCAGGGGUUCUGCACUCCGGCAGGCUCUGUGGGAAGAUACAGACACUUUUCCUACAGUACCCAGAGGGUGAAGGACAGAAGGAUGUGCUCCCAGCCCACCUCCGGGUCUGCAUGUGGCUUGGCAAUGUCACAGACAGCAAGAACCUGCAGCUGCUCCGCCAGGGUGACACAGCAGUGUACGCUGAGAUGUAUGAGAAUCAAGCCAAGCAUAAAGACCAGUGGGGGCAGCAGGGGCUAUAUCGCUGCCCCAACUUCUCGGAUGUCAUGGGGAAGAAGACCCUCCCCAUGACCGAUUUCCAGCCACCCCUGGGAUGGCACUGGCAGGACAACUGGACAGUGGACCCUCAGAGGAGACUCCUCCUGGACAUAGACAUCAACAAGAGCCAGGUGUUGGAGGAGGUAUAUGAGAACCAGGUCCGCGAUGCCAGAGGCACCUGGGGGCCUGCUACCAUCCCAAACACAGACGUGAAUGGACAGCCCAUGGAGGCCCGGGAGAACGUGAAGUGCCCCCAAGGCUGGCACUUUAAGAAGGACUGGGCGGUGGAGCUGAACCAUGCAGUGGACAGUAAGGGCUGGGAGUAUGGAAUGGACAUCCCAUCCUUGGGCCAGCCCCAGGUCUGGAGCCCUGUAGAGAAGACCUACCACUCAUGCCGCCGACGGCGCUGGGCACGUGUGCGUUUCCGGAACCAUGGGGAGCUGAGCCAUGAGCAGGAGGCCCUCUCCUUCCUGAAGCUGGGCCUGGUCGAGGACGAGGAGGAGGGCUGGGAGUACGGCACCUUCGGCUCCAGGUUCCACCUCAACCCUCAGCCCCAGAGCAAGUUCCGCCGUCGCUGCUGGCGCCGCAGGCUGGCCCCCAACAAGGACAAGGGCAUCGCACCCAUAUUCCUCCUGGAGGGGUCCUUGGCUAUGGAUGUGAAAUAUGCUGGGAAGGAAGAGGACAGCAAGACAUGGCCAUUGCGUCUGGACAGACAGUUCAGGGACCCCCUGAGGCAGGACACCCGGCCCCCCAACAUGCCCUUCAUCUACUGCACCUUCAAUAAGCCCCACUACUACCAGCUCUUCUGCUAUAUCUACCAGGCCCGGAACCUGGUGUCCAACCAGAUCCUGACAUUCCAAGGGCCCUUCAUUCGAGUGGUCUUCCUGAACCACAGCCAGUGCACCCAAACCCUAAGAAGCUCUGCAGGCCCCACAUGGGCCCAGACACUCAUCUUCCAGCACCUCCUUCUGUACGAAAACCCACAGGACACCAAAGAGAGCCCGCCACUUGUGGUGCUGGAGCUGUGGCAGCACGAUUCCUGGGGCAAGAAGAGCUUGUGGGGACGGAGCAUGUGGCCCCCGCUCGUCUGGCUGGAUCUCCAGGACCGGAUCCUGCCCCCCAUGAGGUGGCACCCCCUUGUAAAGGAGUUGGGGAAGGAAGAGGGCGAGAUCUUGGCAUCCUGUGAGCUGAUCCUUGAGACUGAGAAGCUGAGAGAGAAGCAGCUGCCGAUCUUAAGCAUUCCCUGGAAGAAUGGGGCAUACACGCUCCCCAAGAACAUCCAGCCCACGAUAAAGAGGAUGGCCAUUGAGAUCCUGGCCUGGGGCCUUCGGAACAUGAAGAAGGCGAGCUCCCCUCAUCUCCUAGUGGAAUUCGGGGAAGAGUCCCUGAAGACAGAACCCAUCAGGGACUUUCAGACCAACCCCAACUUUCCUGAGUCAGUCCUAGUCCUCACAGUGCUCAUGCCAACAGAGGAGGCUUACGCACUGCCCCUGGUGGUGAAGGUGGUGGACAACUGGGCCUUCGGCCAGCAGACCGUGACGGGCCAGGCCAACAUCGACUUCCUCCAGCCCUACUUCUGUGACCCCUGGGCUCCGGACUACAUGCACCCAAAGCUUCCAACACUGUCUGAGAAGAAGCACCAGGACUUCCUAGGCUACCUCUACGAAAAGUUCUGGUUCAAGUCCAGUAAAGCAGAGGAUGAGUAUGAGCACGAGGUGGACUGGUGGAGCAAGCUGUUCUGGGCCACAGAUGAGCACAAGUCCCCGAAGUACGAGUACAAAGACUACCACACCCUCAAGGUGUAUGACUGUGAGCUGGAGGCUGUGCCAGCCUUCCAGGGCCUGCAGGACUUCUGCCAGACCUUCAAACUCUACCAGGAGCAGCCCAAGUUGGACAGCCCCGUGGUAGGGGAGUUCAAGGGCCUUUUCCGCAUCUACCCCUUUCCUGAGAAUCCAGAAGCCCCAAAGCCCCCGCUCCAGUUCUUGGUUUGGCCAGAGAGAGAGGACUUCCCCCAGCCGUGCUUGGUGCGGGUAUACGUGGUACGAGCCAUCAACCUGCAGCCCCAGGACUACAAUGGCCUGUGUGACCCUUAUGUGAUCCUGAAACUGGGGAAGACAGAGCUUGGCAACCGGGACACGUACCAGCCCAAUACUCUGGAUCCCAUCUUUGGCACGAUGUUUGAACUCACCUGCAACAUCCCCCUGGAGAAAGACCUAGAGAUCCAGCUCUAUGACUUCGACCUAUUUUCACCUGAUGAUAAGAUCGGAACCACAGUCAUCGACCUUGAAAACCGACUCCUGUCUGGCUUUGGAGCUCAUUGUGGGCUCUCCAAAUCCUACUGCCAGUCAGGGCCCUUUAGAUGGCGGGAUCAGAUGCCCCCAAGCUACCUCCUAGAACGCUAUGCCAAGAGGAAAGGGCUGCCUCCGCCUCUGUUUAGUCCUGAGGAAGAUGCUGUUUUCUAUAAUGGGAAAAAAUUCAAGCUGCAAAGCUUUGAGCCCCAAACCCCUACUCUUCAUGGUUUGGGACCCAAGAAGGAACGCCUUGCACUGUACCUCCUGCACACCCAGGGGCUGGUACCUGAGCACGUGGAGACCCGCACGCUGUACAGUGACAGCCAGCCAGGCAUUGACCAGGGAAAGGUGCAAAUGUGGGUGGACAUCUUCCCCAAGAAGCUGGGGCCUCCUGGCCCCCAAGUCAACAUCAAGCCCAGAAAGCCUAAACGGUAUGAGCUGCGCUGCAUCAUCUGGAAGACUGCCAAUGUGGACCUGGUGGAUGAAAAUUUAAGUAGAGAGAAGACGAGUGACAUCUACAUCAAAGGGUGGUUAUAUGGGCUGGAGAAAGACAUGCAGAAGACAGAUAUCCACUACUACUCACUAACUGGGGAGGCCAACUUCAACUGGCGGUUCAUCUUUACUAUGGACUACCUGGCGACAGAGCACAUGUGCGUCCAGAGCCAGAAGGAUUACAUAUGGAGCCUGGAUGCCACGUCAAUGAAGUUCCCAGCCCGACUCAUCAUCCAGGUCUGGGACAAUGACACCUUCACCCCCGACGACUUCCUAGGGGUCCUGGAGCUGGAUUUAUCUGACAUGCCCCUCCCGGCUCGGCACGCCAAGCAGUGCUCCAUCAGGAUGAUGGACGCUAACCCCAAGUGGCCCUAUUCCCUCCGAUAUAAGCACUUCUCCCUCUUUAAGAAGAAAACUGUGACUGGCUGGUGGCCUUGCCAGGUCCUCGAUGGUGGCAAAUGGCGCUUGUCGGGCAAAGUAAAGAUGACCCUGGAGAUUCUGUCAGAGAAAGAAGCCUUAAUCAAGCCAGCCGGGCGAGGCCAGUCGGAACCCAACCAGUACCCUACACUUCAUCCUCCUCUACGCACCAACACCUCUUUCAUGUGGUUGCGAUCACCAGUUCAACAUUUCUGCUAUAUUUUCUGGAAACGGUAUCGCUUCAAAUUCGUAGCCUUUAUGGUCAUAUUGAUUAUAGCACUUAUGCUGUUCAACUUUAUCUAUUCAGCUCCGCACUAUUUGGCCAUGAACUUGAUCAAACCUCACCUUCAGCUGUAUCCUCCCAUUAAAAUAUUCAAUAUCAUCACUUCAGUAAACACCAGCAAUGCCAGCUCUUCUAUCCUUCCCACCCAGGAUCCAAACCUAAAGCCUACAAUAGACCAUGAAUGGAAACUCCACCCAGGACCCAGGAUUCACCUGAGUGACAUUUUCCCAGAACUUCCAGCCCCACAAGACUAAUUUGCUCAUGCUGCCUGGUUUUCCUCCUGCUACCAACAGCCCUCCCCUUAGGCUGCCUACCAGUUCUUUGUUUCUAUCUUCUAGAAUACAUGCAAUGUGCUGGGAAUAUUCUGGCUAUUGUGUUCAGAAAUCACUUUCAACAAGAAGAGCAGAGCUGUAAUUUUCCACUGAAAUAAACAAGUUUUAUAACA
This is a messenger RNA of Cebus imitator (Panamanian white-faced capuchin), 6511 nucleotides long. It is a transcript of the gene FER1L5, whose product is annotated as fer-1 like family member 5. Gene Ontology annotation, molecular function: calcium ion binding; calcium-dependent phospholipid binding. The transcript is spliced from 53 exons. NCBI's taxonomy places the organism in Eukaryota, Metazoa, Chordata, Mammalia, Primates, Cebidae. The coding region runs from base 156 to 6320 and encodes 2054 amino acids. Gene Ontology annotation, cellular component: cytoplasmic vesicle; T-tubule; membrane. Gene Ontology annotation, biological process: macrophage activation involved in immune response; plasma membrane repair; T-tubule organization. The record is from RefSeq and is a predicted model, not a curated record.